AUGUUCAUGCUCAUUCGAGAGCCGUCCGCCGGAGGAGGCGGUGCCGCAGCCAUGAGCGCGCCGCCGGAGAGGACACCAAAACAGGUUCAGGCUGCCAUCAAGAAGAAGAUGGAGAAGAAGAAGAAGAAAGGCAUCGAGCAGGGAGGGGUUGCUGCAGAUGGUCAAAGUGCGGCCCCUCUGCCUCAGCACCGCCAGAAAUCCCGGCUGCCGUCCCGGCCCGUGACGACGGAGGAGGCGGAGGACAGCGAGGCGCUGGAGGAGAAGCUGGAGGAGAUGAUGGAGGGACGGCAGAGGAGGAACAUGGAGGCAGAAAUGGAGGAAGAGCCUGUGGAUCUGCUGCCUAUAGUCCACUCUGUGUUCGGACAGGACAGAGAGCUGAGACCUGAGGAGCUCGAAGAGCUCAGAGAGGCCUUCGUGGAGUUCGAUAAGAACAAGAAGGGCUACAUCAGUCACAGAGACCUGGGGGAGUGCAUGAGGACCAUGGGCUACAUGCCCACAGAGAUGGAGCUGAUCGAACUGAGCCAGCAGAUCAGUGGAGGUAAGAUAGACUUUGAGGACUUUGUGGAGCUCAUGGGGCCCAAGAUGCUGGCAGAGACGGCAGAUAUGAUCGGAGUAAAAGAACUACGAGACGCUUUCAAAGAGUUUGACUCUAACGGGGACGGUCAGAUCAGUCUGACGGAGCUGCGGGAGGCCAUGAAGAAGCUGAUGGGAGAGCAAGUGACCAACAAAGAGAUCAAUGAGAUCCUCAAAGAUGUUGAUCUGAAUGGAGAUGGUCUAGUGGACUUUGAGGAGUUUGUGAGAAUGAUGUCCCGGUGA
This is a messenger RNA of Nematolebias whitei (Rio pearlfish), 816 nucleotides long. RefSeq names its product calcium binding protein 2b (gene cabp2b). The record is from RefSeq and is a predicted model, not a curated record. Bases 1 to 816 code for a protein of 271 amino acids. The transcript is spliced from 7 exons. Gene Ontology annotation, molecular function: calcium ion binding. NCBI's taxonomy places the organism in Eukaryota, Metazoa, Chordata, Actinopteri, Cyprinodontiformes, Rivulidae.